Messenger RNA from Iphiclides podalirius (scarce swallowtail), 1002 nucleotides. The record is from the annotation of a GenBank genome assembly. Lineage: Eukaryota; Metazoa; Arthropoda; Insecta; Lepidoptera; Papilionidae.
AUGAUUUAUCUACGCGUUGCGUGCCUGCUUAUUUGCGCGUUCUCCGCAACGGCCGACGUCGCGUUCCCGCUUUCCGAUGAAUUUAUCGACUUGAUCAACUCGAAACAAAGGACAUGGAAAGCGGGCAGGAACUUCCCGUUGAACACGCCGAUGAAACACAUCAAAAAGCUUAUGGGCGUAUUGAAAGACGACCAAAUCACAACGCUGCUUACAAUGGUGCACGACUCGGACGUGAUAGCGAAUUUGCCCGAGACCUUUGACCCGAGAGACAAAUGGCCCGAUUGUCCCACGUUAAACGAAAUUAGAGAUCAGGGCUCGUGCGGAAGCUGCUGGGCGUUCGGCGCCGUGGAGGCGAUGACUGACCGCUACUGCACCUACUCAAACGGUACGAAACAUUUCCAUUUCUCCGCCGAAGACCUGUUGAGCUGCUGCCCCAUCUGCGGCCUCGGUUGCAACGGCGGGAUGCCGUCACUCGCGUGGGAGUAUUGGAAGCAUUUCGGUCUCGUCUCCGGCGGCAGCUACAACUCCAGCCAGGGCUGCUUGCCGUACGAGAUCCCGCCGUGCGAGCAUCACAUCCCCGGGAACAGAAUGCCGUGCAGUGGCGACACGAAAACCCCGAAAUGCAUCAAGGAAUGCGAGAAGAAUUACAAUGUGAACUAUAAAAAGGACAAACACUACGGGAAGCACGUGUACUCGGUGCGGGGGGGCGACGACCACAUCAGGGCGGAACUGUACAUGAACGGACCAGUGGAGGCGGCGUUCACCGUGUACGCAGACCUGCUGGCGUACAAAAGCGGUGUGUACAAACACGUAGCGGGCGACGCCCUCGGCGGGCACGCGGUCAAGAUACUGGGGUGGGGCGUCGAAAACGGCAACAAGUACUGGCUGAUCGCGAACUCGUGGAACACGGACUGGGGCGACAACGGUUUCUUCAAGAUCCUGAGGGGCGAAGACCACUGCGGCAUCGAGAGCUCGAUCGUCGCGGGUGAACCGUUAUUCAAC